Messenger RNA from Salvelinus sp. IW2-2015, 2630 nucleotides. RefSeq names its product neuronal acetylcholine receptor subunit alpha-10. NCBI's taxonomy places the organism in Eukaryota, Metazoa, Chordata, Actinopteri, Salmoniformes, Salmonidae. Gene Ontology annotation, cellular component: synapse; plasma membrane; neuron projection. The record is from RefSeq and is a predicted model, not a curated record. Gene Ontology annotation, biological process: regulation of membrane potential; signal transduction; chemical synaptic transmission. Gene Ontology annotation, molecular function: acetylcholine-gated monoatomic cation-selective channel activity; transmembrane signaling receptor activity.
AAMCCCGAUGCAACUGGACACAGCAGCAGCCCAUCCAUAAUCAGGUCUGUGUGCGCAGCUGUCUCUUCGCGGCGCGUUUCAGUAGUGCGCUAAAAUCGAUAGAUACGGCAAAUAAUCUUUCAAUCGCUUUGGGACGAUAUCGCAGAUGUAGGUGACUAUUUUGCUCCUCUUCUGCCUGCUGGAUCAAACAUAUAGCGGCACAUUGUGCCAGUUCAAAACCAUGCAUCUAUGGAGCUUAUUUCCUAUGUUGCUGUUCUUCCUCGGUGUAAGUUUUCUUCCAGUGAGUCUUGGUGCUCAUGGGAGGUAUGCUCAGAAGUUGCUGACUGAUUUGUUCGCUAACUACACCAACGCUCUGAGACCAGUGGAGGACACGGACCACAUCAUCAAUGUCACACUGCAGAUCACCCUCUCACAGAUAAUCGACAUGGAUGAGCGUAACCAGAUCCUGACCACGUAYCUGUGGAUCCGGCAGGUGUGGACGGACGCCUACCUCACUUGGAAGAAGGAGGACUACGAUGGUCUCGAUACCAUCCGUAUACCUAGUAGUUAUGUAUGGAGGCCUGAUAUUGUCCUAUAUAACAAUGCUGAUGACCAGUUCGCCAGCUCCAUGGAGACCAAUGUGGUGAUCCGUAACGAUGGACAGAUCAUGUGGGACCAGCCGGCCAUCACUAAGAGCUCGUGCUCAGUGGAUGUGUCCUUCUUCCCGUUUGAUGCCCAGCAGUGUCGCCUAACCUUCGGCUCCUGGACACACAACGGCAACCAGAUGGACCUGGUCAACGCCCUGGACAGUGCUGACCUGGCCGACUUCGUGGCCAAUGUAGAGUGGGAGGUACUGGGCAUGCCAGCCAAGAAGAACGUGAUCCUGUACGGCUGCUGCUCGGACCCCUAUCCAGACAUCACCUACACCCUGCACCUGAAACGCAGGGCAUCCUUCUACAUCUUUAACCUGCUCAUCCCUUGUAUGAUGAUCUCCUUCCUGGCCCCGCUGGGCUUCUACCUGCCAGCUGACUCUGGGGAGAAAGUGUCCCUGGGGGUCACCGUGCUGCUGGCCCUGACCGUGUUUCAGCUGCUAGUGGCAGAGAGCAUGCCACCCUCGGAGAACGUACCACUCAUAGGCAAGUACUACAUUGCUACCAUGACGAUGAUCACUGCGUCGACCGCCCUGACCAUCUUCAUCAUGAACAUCCAUCACUGUGGUCCGGAGGCGCGUCCCGUCCCUGAGUGGGCCCGCCGCUUCAUCCUGCACUACCUGGCGCGGAUCUGCUUUGUCUAUGAGGUGGGAGAGAACUGCUUCACCGGCACCCCCAAGAAAAAGGCCCCGCCCGAGCUCCCACCUGACCACAAUAUCAACCCCCAAACCAGAAGUACGAACUGGGAUGUGAAUGGGGAGUCCUUGGGAGGCAUGGGAGGGAUGGGUGGAGAGGAAGGGGUUGGCGUGGGCGUAAAAACACAGAAAGAGGAGGGGGAUAGACUGGAUGUGAAAAGAGGCUCAUACCAAACCUUUGAGCCCAGUUGGUGGAAAGACGACCUGUUUGUGAGUAUAGAUGCUGGAGAGGAGGAGGAGGGAGCAGCAGGAGGUGAGAAAGAAGGAGGAGGAGAGGCAGAAAGAGAGAAGGGUUUCAGAGGAGAAAGUGGGUACAUGGGAGGAGCAGUGGCGGCAGAAAGAGGCAAAGGUGGAGGAGGAGAGAGAGGCUGUGUGGGAGGAGGUGGAGAAAGAAGGAAAGGAUCAUUAGGAGGCGCAGAGGCUAGGGUUAGGAGGGAGGUGGUGGUGAGGGCCCAGUGUGUGUGUCAGCACCAAGCGCUAUGCAGGAACAUCGAGUACAUCGCCAGCUGCUACCACGACCAGCGCUCCACCCAGAGACGUACGGGUGAGUGGAGGAAGGUGGCCAAGGUUAUGGACCGACUCUUCAUGUGGCUCUUCUUCAUCAUGGUCUUCCUCAUGAGCCUCCUCAUCAUGGGCAAGGCUGUCUGAGCACGUGCAGAGAGAAGAGGGAGAAGGCUCCGGGUACAAGUUACCCUUAGGCACAGAUCUAGGAUCAGAUCAUACCCUUCCCAAAUACUGACCCUAACCAUUAAGGGGGAUCCCAAACAGACCUUAGCUCAGUUUCUAAUGGCAACUUUAUCCUACUCCGAGGGGUAGUAGCGGCCAACUAAACCAUUCACAGAGUUUACCACAGGAGAUACUGUGUAUGUGGAAAUGUGUUUUUGUACCUAGUGUACUAGCUGUUUAUGUUCCAAGGCUGUGAUGAAGAGGAUUAAUUGGAGGAUAAUCUCUUGAUACAGAGGUGGGCAACUUGGCAGUUCCUCUGUAUCAUCACCAUACAUAUGUUUUCUACGUGGAUCUAAAGUAUUUGUAGAGGAGACAGGAACACACUUAAUCUGUGGAAUGGAGCCAAAGCAUAUCUUCUGCCACUCUGAGACUAUUAUCAACACACACAUGCAAACAAUCAAUCAACUAAAUGUAUAUAUAAAGCCCUGUUUACAUCAGCAUUUGUCACAAAGUGGUCAUACAGAAACCCGGCCUAAGACCCAAAAGAGCAAGCAAUGCAGAUAUAGAAUCACGGUGUCUAGGUAAAACUACCUAGAAAGGCAGAACCUAGGAAGAAACCGAGAGAGGUACAGUCCUCUUC